This is a messenger RNA of Thermothielavioides terrestris NRRL 8126, 1170 nucleotides long. RefSeq lists its product as uncharacterized. Lineage: Eukaryota; Fungi; Ascomycota; Sordariomycetes; Sordariales; Chaetomiaceae. The transcript is spliced from 7 exons. Bases 1 to 1170 code for a protein of 389 amino acids. The record is from RefSeq and is a predicted model, not a curated record.
AUGGCGGUCAGCGCGAUCGCAGUCAUCGCGCCACUCGACGGAGCAUUCUCCGAAGGUAGCGCGGACUACGAGGCUGUCACCAGCUUGUACGAUAUUCCGGAUGAAUUUGUGUGGGAGCGCGAACGGGGGGUUACACACGUAUACGGGCGUCGCCUGGGCGGCGCCGGGCGGGAGACUCUCUGGAUGCACUUUUUGGCUGUGGUGCCCGCAGCAGACAUCCCCGGCCGCCAACCAAACUGGCAGAAAUGGGGCUUCGUCCUCAUAUGGAUUCCAAAAACCGAAAAGCCACAAACAGACAACCCGCCCCCUUACCCUGCCGCGGCGCCCGAAAAGACAUACACGGUCGCGGCCAUCGUGUUCGAGCCUCCCGUUGAAACGCUGCAGCGACUCAUCAGCUUCGGCCAGUCUGCCAACUGGACCGAUGCAGCCGUCGACCCUUUUGUCUUGGUCGACAUCGCACUCGCGUCGUGGUAUCACCGCGUCGACGAUGUGGCGUGGCGGGUCACACACUUGGUCCGGGAGGACGAGGUGGACAUCUUCCGCCGAACGGGGAUGCUCCGGUCGACAGACGACGCUGCCGUCACCGACUUGGACCUCCACCGCAUCCACACGAGCGCGAAGAACGCCAUCUUUAUGGAGGAGGCGUUGCGGGCCGCUAUUCGACUGGUGGAUUUGGCCGUGUCAGAUCACGAAUCCCUGUUUCAUUCGACAAGACUGAGGAUCCUAAGCUGCCAGGCCAGAAUCAAGAACACCGUGGAUCUCGCCUUCCACAUCAACAUGGCACACGACAGCGCCGUCAACCUCGAGCACAGCCGCAGCGUCCGGCUGAUGUCCAUCCUCGGCCUGGUGUUCAUCCCCUUCAGCGCCGUCACGUCCGUCUUCGGCACGCAGUUCUUCAGCCCCGCCGACGACGGCCGCCACAUGCAGGUCAGCGCGGACUUCUGGAUGCUGUGGACCACCGCGCUGCCGCUGACCCUCGUCAUCCUGGCGGUCUGGUGCGCCACCGAGCGCCGCGAGCCCCUGAAGUGGCCGGCGCCGGCGCGCUUUCCCCUGCCGCGCUGGUGGCCCGAGGCGGCGGCGCGGAAGGGGAUGGCGGCGGCCCGGGGCAGCGGGGGCGGGAUGUUGGCGGCUGCGACGGAGCUGAGGAAUCUCGGUUCUCAGAUUGUGUGA